Messenger RNA from Cornus florida, 1520 nucleotides. RefSeq names its product zinc finger protein ZAT9-like. Gene Ontology annotation, biological process: regulation of DNA-templated transcription. NCBI's taxonomy places the organism in Eukaryota, Viridiplantae, Streptophyta, Magnoliopsida, Cornales, Cornaceae. The record is from RefSeq and is a predicted model, not a curated record. The coding region runs from base 295 to 1353 and encodes 352 amino acids. The transcript has a single exon.
UACUCCAAAAAGUGAAAUCCAAAUCCAAUAUUUUUCACAUUUUAUAUAUAAAUUCAUAUAUUCUGUAUAUAUAUUUGUAUAUAUUUCUCUUGGUGGAGGAAUGCUUGUCACCUACUCCUUUUGGCUUCCACUCUCUCUAUACUUCUCAAGAACUCUCUCUCAAAGAAAGGGAGAGAAGAGAAGUUACACAAAACUCUCUCUCACAAGAACUUAGUGAUAGAAACAAAGAAGGAAAGAAAGAAAGUAGAGAGAGAAACACAUAGCAUUUUCCUGGGUUUUGCUUCUCUCUCUAUAAUGGAGAAAUAUAGAUGUAAGCUAUGUUUGAAGAAGUUUGGAAAUGGUAGAGCUUUGGGUGGGCAUAUGAGAUCUCACAUGUUGAAUCUGUAUGUUCCACCAAAAACAGAACGGCAACCCAGUGAUCAACUGAUUCAACUCAGUGAUGAGACCGAGUCAGCUUCUUCUUCUUUUUCGUCAUCGUCAUCGGAGGAAGAAGAAGAAAAUGAAGAGAAAGAGUUGGGUUAUGGGUUGAGAGAGAACCCAAAGAAGAGCAUUCGCUGGGUAGAUCCUCACUUCUCGUAUGCAGUUGAUGCUGGGUCCGUUGUUCUUCAAGAUGGAGAGAGCGAGACCGAGUCAUCCAAGAACCCAACUCAGAGACGAUCCAAACGAGUCCGAAAAUCGGGAAUUACAGAGCAGAAUCAGUUCCACGACAACAAUUCGAGAAACCCAGAAGAGAAAAAGCUGAAAUCAGCCAAACUCGGCGCGACUGAGUCAUCCUGGGCAGAGCAGGAACCGGUGAGUUCGAUCUCGGACACCACCCCUGAAGAAGAUGUUGCUUAUUGUUUGAUGAUGCUUUCGAGAGACAAGUGGGACGAGCCCGAAAAAGAAGAAUCAGAGGAGAGUGAUAAAAUUGGUAAUGAUUCGGAGUUGAAAACGCAGAGCAAAACUCGGAUUCGAGGGAAAUACAAAUGCGAAACAUGUGACAAAGUGUUCAAAUCUUAUCAAGCACUCGGUGGACACAGAGCGAGUCACAAGAAGAACAACACGCUCGAAUCACGAUCGAAGGUGCAAGCAAGAAAUGCAGGUAGCUCAACAAUGGCGGGAGAGAAAAUACAUGAGUGCCCUGUUUGUUACAGAGUGUUCUCAUCAGGACAAGCACUUGGUGGGCACAAGAGAUCACAUGUUGUUACUUUUUCAGCAACAUCAAGUACUCCUCCUCAUCCUACUACUAACCCUAAAUCUGGUGAGAACUUGAUAGAUCUUAAUCUUCCUGCUCCAAUUGAUGAUGAUUGUGUUAGUCAAGUAGAAUUUUCUGCUGUUUCUGAUGCUGAAAUUUUCAACCCAAUCAAGCACUGAAUGCUUUGAUUAGAAAUGUAAAAGUUUUUCUUUGUUUUUUUUUUUUUCUUUUUUUCUUUUUGUAAUUUUUCAUAUCUAUGGAUGUGUUUUUUUUGGGCAAUUGGGACAAAUUGGUUUUUCUUUAUUCUCAUUCAUAAAUAAUAUUAUUGUAACUGAUUCCCUAAGAA